This is a messenger RNA of Microbotryum saponariae, 774 nucleotides long. Lineage: Eukaryota; Fungi; Basidiomycota; Microbotryomycetes; Microbotryales; Microbotryaceae. The record is from the annotation of a GenBank genome assembly.
AUGGCGCUGUCUGUCUUGUCAGUGCACCUUCACUGGCCCGUGUUCUUCGUCUCCGUCCGAGUGCCCCUGUCAACGCCCUCGUACCUUUGACUGCCGCUUGGUCACCCAUUGCGCCCAAGGCCGCCCUUUCGCCUUUGCUUCCGCGCCAGCCUGCUCAACUCAUGCUCGCGCGCCGCCGCCCUCACGCCCGGACUUAGUCAGCCCGCAUUCUACAGCUUUGCCGAGUCGAUGCUUCCGCCCAGCUACCUCCAGUUCGCCGCCGCCGCUCUCAUGAUUCAUUGGCCAUCCAGAGCAUCGCCCAUGCAUGACGUCCGUCGUUUGCAACCUGGAUCUCGUCGCUGCGGAUCGCCUCGCUCAUCAACACUUGACCUUGUGGAUAAGUUUCCCUUCGUGCCGUCGUCCAACACGACACCUCUCGACGCCCUGAUGGCCCGCUUGGAGUCUGGUCCUUGAAGCUUUGCAUUGUGUGCCUGCCCAGUUAGAUUCUCUGUGCGCUCCCUUGCUAGAACCUCGCCCGACUCGCGCGCUCCCGCGCCUCUUUCCCUUUUCUCUAUCAUUUCAUCUCAUCAUUCAGACUGCUGAGAUUCGUUAGAGAACAGAUCGCUCGGCUGCGCCGCGGCUGCCUCUCCAGGCCGCGUCUUCACCGCCUCGCGACUUCUCGACCGGGGGGCACUUUGCUACGUCGUCCUGCCUCGCAACCUCCCGAAACGAUCCGGUCCGUGCCGCCUCACGAUUCUCCAGCGACCCCCCCGGUCCCAACUUAACAGGUUAUGA